Messenger RNA from Notothenia coriiceps (black rockcod), 1164 nucleotides. Its product is annotated as neurabin-2-like. The transcript is spliced from 2 exons. Gene Ontology annotation, cellular component: dendrite; actin cytoskeleton; cytoplasm. NCBI's taxonomy places the organism in Eukaryota, Metazoa, Chordata, Actinopteri, Perciformes, Nototheniidae. Gene Ontology annotation, molecular function: actin filament binding. The annotation marks the transcript as partial. The record is from RefSeq and is a predicted model, not a curated record. Gene Ontology annotation, biological process: actin filament organization; calcium-mediated signaling; neuron projection development.
GAGAAGCAAGCUGCCACAAACCGGAUCUUGCUGAAGAAGGAGCGAGCAUCGGGCUUCCAGGACAGCCGCCUGGAUGUUGUGGCUCGAUUCAACGGAUCCACGGAGGCUUUGGACCGGCUGGACGACCCCCCAGCUCCACUUCCUGCUCCACCUCCUAUUCCAGCUCCUAUUCCUGAUUCUAUCCCUGAUUCUAUCCCUGCUCCUGACGUUCUUUCCGUUGCUUCAGCUUCAGUCGGGGAUGCCGUCAGUCCGACCGUUAGUCAGCUCAGCGCCAAGUUCGAGAAGACAGAGAAGACAGAGAAGACCGAGAAGACCGAGAAGACAGAGAAGACAGAGAAGACCGAGAAGACCGACCCCCCGCAGAACAAUGUCGCCCAACGUCGGCCAGGUCCUGUUUUACCGCCAAAACCCAAACCACCUCCAGCGAGAGGGGAGGCGACCGGAAGGAAGACGAAGGUGCCACCUCCCAGUAAGGAGAACCAGAAGGAGGCGACAGAAGGAGAAACGAGCACCAAGGCAGCAAAACUACCAGAAUUGGCGGCAGACUGUCUACAAAACAGCUCAACUGAAUUGAUAUCCGGCGAAGACAAGGAAGGGUUUGGACAGUCAGGAGAAAAAAAGCCUACUUGCUCUUCCUCCUCCUCUUCCUCCCCCUCCUCCUCCUCGUCUUCUUCAGAGGUCAAAGGGGAGUUGGAAGUCCAGCCGAUAGCGACUGAAGCUCGGGGUUCGAGUACAAUGACUCCUCCGGGUCAGGAUCCAAAAACUGACGAGCAGGAAGGAUCCAGGCUGGUUCAGGCCGACGUUCAUGCCUCUUUGGAAAAUGGAGAAAAAGAUCCUCCUGGUUCCUCUUCCUCUUCCCCGGAGGAACGAGGAAAGGACUCUGACAGAAGAGGAGAGGAAGAGGAAGAGGAUGAGGAUGGCUCGAGGAAGGAGGAUUACUCCGAGGGGGAUUUGGUGGAUAUCAGUGCGUACAGUGGGAUCGGAGAGGAGGACUCUGGGGGAAGUCAGCUGGACGAUGAGGAGGACGAGGAAGAUGAGGAGGAAGAGGAGGAAGAGGAGGAUUAUCAGAAGGAGAGCAGCUGCUCAGAGAUCCAGGGACUUCCUGAGGAGGAGGAGCCUCCGCCGGCCAAUCGGAAGAUCCAGUUCAGCGUUGGGCCAAUCAAG